Molecule: messenger RNA, 1257 nt
Organism: Effrenium voratum
Lineage: Eukaryota; Dinophyceae; Suessiales; Symbiodiniaceae
Source: the annotation of a GenBank genome assembly
AUGGAGUGGGAAGAGGAGGUCAGCCUGGCCCCCGAUGGCUAUGCGGCCUUCAAGGUCAGAAUCCGGGAGCUGCCUAUGGCAGAUGGUGUGCACGCCUCCACUGGCUGUCAGCUCUGGUCUUCCAGCGUCGUCUUGGCACGGGAGAUCAUGGCCAGGCCAUAUUUGGUGGAGAAGAAGGCGGUACUAGAGGUGGGCGCGGGCUGCGGACUGCUGGGCAUCUCCGUGGCACGCCUGGCCAGGCAAAUGCUCAUCACAGAUGGCGAUGAGGAGGUAGUGAGAAAUCUCUCCCACAACCUGGAGAUCAAUCGGUCUUUGUGGAAAGCAGCGGGCCCAAGUUUGCAGGACGUGAGCUGUCGCGUGCUGCGCUGGGAGGAGCUGUUGGAGAAGCCUUGGCCGGAGGAGCCUUUAGAGGUCAUCGUAGCCUCAGACAUCAUCUACGGCAACUGGGGGGAGACCGUGGCGGAGGCGCUCUGCAGUGUGUUGGCGCCGGGUGGACUGGUCCUGUUGGCCUGCUCAGAGGACCGCCGCGGAGGUGUCCGUGGGUUUCAGGAGCGGAUGGAGCAGCGGGGCUUCAACAUCUUGGAGACCAAGCUCAGGCAUGCCGCAUGCCUUUGCCACGCAUGCGACGCGCGGGUCGAAGCUGAGCUCUCGCUCGCCAUGUCCGUCACAGCGGAGGAGGUGGCCAAGCACAACAAGGACAGCGACUGCUGGGUCAUUGUGGGCGACCAGGUCCUGGACGUCACCAACUUCCUGGCGGACCACCCGGGGGGCAAGAAGUCCAUCAUGAUGUUCGCCGGCAAAGACGCCACCGAGGAGUUCGACAUGCUCCAUGACCGCAAGGUCAUCAAGAAGUAUGGCCUUGAUGAGGGCACCGUUCUGCUGAAGGGCACCCUCAAGAAGCCGCCUGUGAGGUGGACUUUAUGGACCCCGGCACUCCGGCUGGGCGGCAGGGCUGUUCUCACCUUGGCACGUGAGCAUUGGAAUCAGGACAGCGACUGCUGGGUCAUCGUGGGCGAUCAGGUCCUGGACGUCACCAACUUCCUGGCGGACCACCCUGGAGGCAAGAAGUCCAUCAUGAUGUUCGCCGGCAAAGACGCCACCGAGGAGUCGAGCGCUCAGUUCUCCGAUGUAGCUUUGUUUGAGCUGGUGCGAACACCCAUAUAUAUAUAUAUAGGUCCUGUUAAAAGCCCCUUCCUGUAUUUCCAGUUUGGUUGCAACUGCUGGAACCCUCUAAAUCACGUCAUUUUGCAUUUUUGA